UCUUUUCUCCACAAAUACCUCAACCUCUGGGAGACAAAACGUGCUAUCCCUCCCUGCCUCUAACAUUGCCUGGGGCUGCUCUGUGUAUAUAUAAAAGGUAAAGGGACCCCUGACCAUUAGGUCCAGUCGUGGCCGACUCUGGGGUUACGGCGCUCAUCUCGCUUUAUUGGCCGAGGGAGCCGGCGUACAGCUUCCGGGUCAUGUGGCCAGCAUGACUCAGCCACUUCUGGUGAACCAGAGCAGCACAUGGAAAUGCCGUUUACCUUCCCGCCAGAGCAGUACCUAUUUAUCUACUUGCACUUGACAUGCUUUCGAACUGCUAGGUUGGCAGGAGCUGGGACCGAGCAACGGGAGCUCACCCCGUCACGGGGAUUCAAACCGCCGACCUUCCGAUCGGCAAAUCCUAGGCUCUGUGGUUUAACCCACAGCGCCACCCACGUCCCUCUGUGUAUAUAUAAAAAGCAACAAAAUAAUCAUAGCAAUAAUAAUGUAUUAAUGCAAGAGAGGUAUUGCCACCCACUGGUAUUGGACAGCUGGAUACCUCCACGUAUAUAUUUAAGGCUACAGCCCUGUACAGUAUGAAUUUACCUGGGAGUAAGUCUCAGUGAACUUAACAACAUUUUCUUAUGAGUAGGCACAUAUAAGGCUUGCACAUUCUGACCUGAGCAGGGCUUAAUCCCAGGUCAGCAGGCAUGGAGUUGUGAUCCUGUUUUACAGAUCGCAGCCUAGCAACCUGAUUUAGUGCAAACAUACUAGGGAGUAGGUUUAGGAGUGCUUACCUUUAAUAUAUUUAUUGCUUAUACAUUAUUAUUUAUUAACUAUAUUGUGAAAAAUUUAAUUAACAAUAUGGAAAUUUAAUUCAGUAUGUGGCCUGCCAGGUUCUGUGUCAAAGUACUUUUGUGGCUCACGUGGUUAGAGAGGUUGGACCACCCUAGUUUACAGUAAGGUUUCUCACCAGAUAAUGUGUGCCACUAAUUCCAGCGUCAAAUUAUGUAUAAGACUGGCAACCACAUAUUCUUCGUUACUUAUCUGCCUUGUUCACAUGUAAAAUGGUGGUGAGGCCUGAUUUUAGCCCAUAAUGGUAGGUGCAGCAUUUUUCCUAUGGAAAUUUUCUACUACUAUAUUUCUUCACAAAAAAGUGUUUUUAACUCUGCUGGGGGUUCUCUCCCUCUGGAGAGUGUGCAAAGCCCUGCAUUUUGACUCUAAGCACCCAGCUGAUACGUUUGUUAAUUACCCACAUGUGUGUCAGAUCUAUUUUUCACCUUCACAUACAAGUCUGUUUCAAAAAUCUGUACAGUACAGUAUUGUAAGAAGUUUGGGGUUUCCUAGAAAUUCAUGAAUCGUUCCUCAAUAAUGCUAAUGGCAAGAUAACCUACAAGAUAGCUUUGUCCACUGCUGUUGAUUUUCUGUGUAAUGUACAGUUUCAUUCUCCGUUCAAAUGUUUUGAGUCACUUUAAGCUGGAAGUUGAUCUAGCUAAGUCAUAUUCAGAGUAGGCACUUUUACAUCAAUGGACUUGUUACUAAAGUUCUGAACUGGCCUAAUUCAGACAUCUUUAGUUAUUAUAUAAAUAUGCAUGUGAAAUGGGAACAGACUGGAAAAAGUGGUAUAUACAUUUUAGAAAUAAAUAAUUUGCACCACUCUAAUGUAUUGUGGGGUCCAUUAAAUAUUGUUUAUCAUGUGUGCAGUUUUGCUGAUACCAUGGUAUCAACUGACCCUCCCAAAUAUUCUGUUAUUAUGGCACUUUUACUAUCUGUGUUAUUCCUUUUGUAAUCAGAAUAUUUGUUUGUUCCCAGUGCAAGAAGAUGCCAAAUUUUUCUUUUUCAACGGCUAGUAAUUUCCUUCGGUUUACUCCUGAGACCUUGGAUCAAAUUAAAAAGAGAAUUGCUGAGAAGAAAGCAAAGCAUGCCAAGGCCACAGAGGAGGGCAAUAGUCAAGAGCAAGAAGAAAAUAUUCAACCACAGCUUGAUCUGAAAGUUUUUAAAAAGCUACCUAUUCUAUAUGGAAAACCCCCUCCUUGGCUCAUUGGAGAACCACUGGAAGAUGUUGACCCCUAUUACAAGGAUCGUGAGACUUUUAUGGUGCUAUCAGCCAGGAACAGAAUCUUUCGGUUUUCUGCCACCAAAGCCUUGUUUUUUUUCAGUCCUUUCCAUCCACUGAGAAGACUAGCUGUGAAAAUUUUGAUACACACAUAUCCUUCCAAUGGGUUUCCUUCAUUCUUAAUCUCUUAUACAGAAUCACAGAGAACUGUUAGUUAUAUAUGUAUAUAUGAACUUUAAUAAAUAUUUCUUAGGAUUCUGGAGAGCGAAAAGGUGUGUCCCAAUAAAAUAUUAUGUGGAGGUAUAGUGAGUAGGUUUUUCUUUAUGUUCCAUGGUUAUCUGUUUGAAUUUGAAAUGAAGUUUAUUUUAGGUUAGAUUAACUAUUGACCAUUGAGGUUAACUCCCACUCACUCACCCUCAUUUUCUGUAAUAUUUGACUGGAUUCACAGGUUUGACGAAUCAUUUAUUCUAUUUUUAAUAUUUUGUUGGAAGCCACCCAGAGUGGCUGGGGAGACAUGGGUGGGGUACAAAUAUUUAUUUAUAUAUUUAUUUAUUUAUUAUCCUGUGUUCUGCAACUUUGCUAUGGUCCACUACUGCGGUUGAAAACAAAAUUUCAACUGUGUUACUAAGAAGAAAGAGCACAAUUUAUUAUUUAGACCUACAGAAGAUUAGAUGAAAUGUAGGCUAGCCCAGAGCCCCUUGCAAUUUGCAGUGACAGAUAUAAUCAGCUGGUGCUCAGCAGGUUGAAGAUAUCCAUGUCCUUUCUGUGCUUGAACACAUGGCUUAUAAUUAUCUGUUUUGUUUAGAUACCUUUUUGGACUGCCUGUAUUAAUUUAUAUGUUUAAAUCAGGAUUGAUGGAAUAUUACUAUUCUUAAUGUCACCUGACAAUGUUUAUUAUUAUUAUUUGCUUUUCUCUUUUUUUCUAUUAUGCUCACAAAUUAAAAACUGAAAUAAAAAAAGAAAAUGAGAUGGUGCAAAUGCACCUUUAGGAAAACUGACCACCAGCCAUUCUCCUGUGGUGAGUCCAUACAAUAUGAGAGCCACUUGUUUUGCUGGCCCUGUAUAUUAAGAUCCCUUGUCUUGCAGUCAUGUUUCAUACUAUAGCUAAAUGAUCAGAGCUAGUGUAACACGAUCCCUUCACCUCAAAACAUACAACCCCAAAUUAUAAACAGUACAUGCCCCAAGUGUGCAGCUGUAGGCUAGAAAUUGGUUUGCUUAUGCAACUUUGUUCCAUAUUCCCUUCACUUCACCCAGAAGUUCAUACCCAUCUUUAAUACCUUGGUUUAUUCUGUACUGGACACACUAGCCCUGUUUUGAAGGUAUGAAAUGUGCAGGUAAGGAGGGGAGCUUUCCUACACUCAACAUCCAUACAGGCAGCAGAAGGUCUGAAUGUUGUGGUGUUGGGCAUAUGGUGGGCUGGCCUGAUUUGGACUAUGACUAAAAGUGGCAACCAUUGCCCCACUGGCGUACAAAGGGGCACCAUUUGGGGAAAGGGUGCCAUUGUGGCCACCACCCCGGGACGCGUGCCGCAUGCUGCACAACCACGGACGUGCAUCACACCCCCGCGGGUGACACGCCACGCCCCCUAUAUCUUCUUUUGUACCUUCAAGAGCUCUUGUUUGGGUUAGACAUGGAUCUUGUUUGUUGUUGUUGUUUAGUCGUUUAGUCGUGUCCGACUCUUCAUGACCCCAUGGACCAGAGCACGCCAGGCACUCCUGUCUUCCACUGCCUCCCGCAGUUUGGUCAAACUCAUGCUGGUAGCUUCGAGAACACUGUCCAACCAUCUUGUCCUCUGUCGUCUCCUUCUCCUUGUGCCCUCCAUCUUCCCCAACAUCAGGGUCUUUUCCAGGGAGUCUUCUCUUCUCAUGAGGUGGCCAAAGUCUUGGAGCCUCAGCUUCAGGAUCUGUCCUUCCAGUGAGCACUCAGGGCUGAGUUCCUUAAGAAUGGAUAGGUUUGUUCUUCUUGCAGUCUAUGGGACUCUCAAGAGUCUCCUCCAGCACCAUAAUUCAGAAGCAUCAAUUCUUUGGUUACCCAGAGAAUAAAGGCAAGAUUGUCUACUGUUAAAAGGCUGAAAGGAGAUUUCUUCCGAUCUACCUCAAGUGCUUGAAAAUGUGCACGGGAACUACCUUGUAUCAGUCCUGAUGCUGACUAUAGCUUAAGGUUCAUAACAGUUACUAUGCUGAAUAAAGAAGAAACAAGCAAAGUUAAGCUAAAGAAAAUGCAUUAUUUUCAGAGUUUUCCUUUUAAUUUAAGAGCAUGAUAGUAAGUAGCAUUCAUCACAUUUAUUUUGGUUACUCAUAUUUUACCACAAACUGUUGAAUAUUUAUUUGUUUGUUUAAUUUAUAUACCACUUUAUACUUGGAGGUAUACCCCUUAUUUUUCAAUGAAACACUAUUUCCUUAACACAUCAUGUACAUUAUUCAUAGCAUUCAUAACGUGUGUGGUUCUCAUUAACUGUAUUUUUAUGACUUUAAACAAGCCUCCAGAAAAUUACCAAAUCGCUGAGUAUAUUUUCACAGUUAUUUAUACAGUUGAAUUUGCAGUAAAAAUAGUUGCAAGGGGAUUUGUUUUGAAUGAAUUCACCUAUCUUCGAGAUCCCUGGAACGUUUUGGAUUUAUUUGUUUUAAUUAUGACGUAUGCAGCUUUGGCUCUGCCUUUUAGUAGCAUUUCAGCUAUCCGAAUUUUCAGGGUUCUGAGAACUUUAAAAGCUGUUUCUGUAAUCCCAGGACUAAAAGUCAUUAUAGCUUCACUUCUUCAGUCUGUCAAGAAGCUUGCCAAUGUGAUGCUGUUGACUGUUUUCUGCUUGGCUGUCUUUGCCCUGGUUGGCCUCCAACUCUUCAUGGGCAACUUAAAAUAUAAAUGUGUCCAUGCUUCUUACUUGAAUAAUAGCAUCAUCAAGGAGGAGUCAUGCACAUUAAAGGAUUCAGAAGUAUAUCAGAAAAAGAAUUCUUCUACUGAUGUAUUGCUGUGUGGAUACACCUCACAUCCCAAUGAAACUGAAUGUAAAAACGGAACCUAUUAUUGUGUGAAACAUGGAGAAAAUCCUGAUGAUGGAUACACCAGUUUCGAUCAUUUUGGAUGGGCCUUUCUAUCAUUGUUCCGACUGAUGACACAGGAUAGUUGGGAAAUCCUCUAUCGGCAGGUUAUCAGAACAUCUGGGAAAUCUUACUGCAUCUUUUUUGUGAUAAUCAUCUUUUUGUGCUCAUUUUAUCUAUUUAAUUUAAUCCUGGCUGUUGUAACAAUGGCAUAUGAAGAGCAAAACAAAGCAACACUUGCACACACAAAGGCAAGGGAGAUGUUACUUCGUGAAGCAAAAGAACUACUAAAAAAGGAAAAGGAGUUGGCUUCCCAAAGACAAAUUGCAUCCUUGGAUGAAAACACUGAAAUGUCAAGUGUGGAAUUCAAAAAUAAAAAAUUGAGGAAAAGCAAGAGGAAGAAGAAAACGAAAGACAAAGAGCCAAAAACUUAUGGAGAAGAUGAAACCCUGUUUUAUACACCACCUGAUAAAAGUCAAAAGGAGCUUAAGGAGCUGUUAAUGUCCUAUCACCUACCCGUUGACACUCCUGAUGAUCCAUUUCAAAGACAACGGUUAACAAGUGCUGCUAAUGUCAUCAGCAAAACCAUGGAAUGGGAAGAAUCAAAACUGGAAUUCCCUCCAUGCUUGAAAACUGCUGCCCAUAAGUAUCUCAUCUGGCAAUGUUGCCCACUCUGGUUGCAAAUAAAGAAAAUGGUGAAGAAAGUAAUGAUAAACCCUUUUGCUGAACUAUUUAUUACUCUGUGUAUUAUAGUGAAUACUGUUUUAAUGACAUUCGAAAGAGUUCCAGAAACAAAGAACAUGGUUUCCACAGGAAACAAAGUUUUCACUGCCAUUUUUACAGCUGAAAUGGUCCUCAAAAUAAUUGCUCUUGAUCCCUACUACUAUUUUCAAGAGGCUUGGAAUAUUUUUGACUGCCUUUUGGCUGUUUUAGGUAUAAUAAGCUUGGUCACAAGGCGUCCCCUAUCAAUUUUCAGAAUGCUGAGAAUUUUCAAAUUGUCCAAGUUUUGGCCAGCAUUAAAUAAGCUCAUGAAAAUAAUGUGGAAAUCAGUGGGCCCACUAAGCAACCUCACACUUGUUCUGAUUUUUACCGUAUUCAUUUUUGCUGUGGUUGGCAAGCAGGGCUUUAGCCAAAGUUACAAAACAUUUCGAGAAAGAUGUGAGAACCAAACGCAAAUCUGUAACAGUGACAGUACUGAUGCCACCCAUAAAUGUAAAUUACGAUGGCAUAUGGAAGACUUCUUACAUUCAUUCCUUGUUAUAUUCCGAAUUCUCUGUGGAGAAUGGAUCGAAACGAUGUGGGGCUGUAUGAAAGCUGCUGGGGAAGGAUGGUGCAUUUUUCUGUUCAUGCUGGUCCUGCUUUUAGGAAACCUAGUGGUCCUCAACCUCUUUAUCGCUUUACUCCUGAGUUCCUUCAGUAGCAGUGAUUCAGAAACUGAGGUAGAUGAAGAGCAAGCUAAGCCUCAUGUGAUCCUUGCUCACAGGGGGUUGCAAUUUGUCAAACAUCUGCUGUGGAACCGCUGUUGCAAUGCACUUGUGCAAAAGCUGAAGAAGGCAAGAACCAAGACCAAGGAGGUGACCAUCCCAAAGGACGGUGGCACUGAGCCAAGGAAAGGGGUCCAGGAAAAUUAUGCUAGUGGUAAACAUUUGGAGAAGCUGCCGGUGGAUCAUUUUAUGACAGACUUUAAUACAUUUGUCUGUGCUCCCCUUGCUGAAAUGGAGACUUUUGGUGAGGAAGAAAUUGAUUGCAGCAAAGAGGAGAACAACUUGCAAAAGAGAAGAGAGAAAUUCAAAAGGUCAAGACAAAUGCUGUCUUCUGAUAUUUCCAAAAGUACCAAUGUUUGGUCUUUGAAUGUUCCUAAGAGCAUGGAUCUUGAGAGCAGCUGUUCUGAGGCCAGCACGGUAGAUGAGAGGUCUCCCAUCUGCAUUUUCCCUGUAGUCAAGAAGGAGCCUGUGGCCUGUUUUCCACAAGUGUUGGUCAAGUUCUUCCCAUGUUGCACAGUGAAUACUGAUAAAUUUCCAGGCAACACUUGGUGGAGGUUUAGAAAAACCUGCUACAGAAUUGUAAAACAUAGUUGGUUUGAAUCUUUUAUCAUAUUUAUGAUAUUACUGAGCAGUGGUGUUCUGAUCUUUGAAGACAUCUACCUUGCUGAGAGAAAGACCAUAAAAAUCAUACUGGAAUAUGCAGAUAUAUUUUUCUUCUACAUCUUUUUCCUGGAGAUGCUUCUGAAAUGGGUGGCUUAUGGCUUCAGAAAAUAUUUCACCAAUGCUUGGUGUUGGCUUGAUUUCUUUAUUGUAUGUGUUUCCUUUCCUGCAAAAACAGUUGGAACAAAGGGAAGAGAUCUGUGUGAUAGCCAUAUCUCCACAAAAUCUCUCAGAACUUUAAGAGCCCUGAGACCUCUUCGUGCAUUGUCCAGAUUUAAAGGGAUAAAGGUUGUAGUGAAUGCACUCGCAGGAGCUGUCCCUUCGAUCGGGAAUGUGCUGCUUGUCUGUGUUGUUCUCUGGCUCCCAUUUAACAUCCUAGGAGUACAACUGUUUGGAGGAAAAUUUUCGAAAUGCAGUAAUGCAUCUUUAAAAAAUAAAAAUGUCUGUGAAAGUCAGAAUUCCAAAUGGAGUAAUACGAAUGUCAACUUUGAUCAUGUUGGGAUGGGGUAUCUGGCUCUCCUCCAGGUGGCAACCUUUAAGGGCUGGAUGGAGAUUAUGUAUGCUGCAGUAGAUGCACCUUCAAAAGAAAAUGAAGACCCAAGUUUUGAAAAUAAUGUGUGGGCAUAUCUCUAUUUUGUGGCUUUUAUCAUAUUUGGAUCGUUCUUCAUGCUAAACCUCUUCAUUGGAGUUGUUAUUGACAAUUUCAACCAACAAAGGAAAAAGAUAAGUGGAGAACUCAUUUUUAUGUCAGACGAACAGAAGAAAUAUUAUAACGCAUUAAAAAAACUUGGUAACAAGAAACCACUUAAGCCCGUUCCACGGCCGCAGAACAUGUACCAAGGACUUCUUUUUGACAUUGUAAACAAGAAAGCAUUUGAUAUUUUCAUUAUAAGUCUAAUUUUAUUGAAUGUGGUGAUCAUGGCAGCAGAACAUGAAGACGAAGGGGAAGCUGUUAAGAGCCUUCUUGAAAAUAUAAAUCUUGUAUUUGUCGCUAUCUUUACUGGAGAGUGCAUCAUCAAAAUGUUGGCUUUGAGACUGUAUUUCUUCAAAGACGGUUGGAAUAUAUUUGAUUUUGUGGUUGUGAUUCUUUCAAUACUUAGUUCUGCAGCUGGACAACUUCGAAAAGCAAUUGAUUUCCCUCCUACAAUCCUGAGAAUAAUUCGAGUAGCCCGUGUUAGUCGACUACUGAGACUUAUCAGAGGAGCCAGAGGGCUUCGGACCCUCCUUUUUGCAUUACUGAUGUCCCUUCCUUCUCUCACCAACAUUGGGCUUCUCCUUUUUCUGAUCAUGUUUAUUUAUGCUAUUUUUGGUAUGUCUAACUUCGCCUGUGCAAGUUGGCAAGGUGGGAUUGACAACAUUUUCAACUUCCAAACCUUUGGCAGCAGUAUGCUUUGUCUCUUCCAAAUAACAACAUCUGCUGGCUGGCAUGACCUUCUCAACCCAAUGCUGAACACUGAGAACAUCACUUGUGCUCCCAAUUUAGGUGGAAAUGGUCCCUGCGUAAACAGGAGUGUGGCGAUUGCCUAUUUUGUAAGCUACAUCAUUAUAUCAUUCCUCAUUGUAGUUAACAUGUACAUUGCUGUCAUCAUAGAGAACUUGAAUGUUGCCACGGAGGAAAGCACAGAACCUCUAGGUGACGAUGAUUUUGAAAUUUUUUAUGAGAUUUGGGCAAAAUUUGAUCCUCGCGCAACCCAAUUUAUUUCUUACUUCGCACUUUCAGACUUUGCUGAUGCUCUAGCAGAACCUUUACGCAUACCCAAACCAAACAGGCAACAGCUGAUGUUAAUGGACCUUCCUAUGGUAAACGGAAAUAAAAUCCACUGCUUGGAUAUUUUGUUUGCUUUUACCAAAAGGGUAUUGGGAGAAUACGGGGACAUGGGUCCACUUGAGACCCAGAUAGAAGAAAAGUAUCCAGAGAAGAUUGCCAAUGAACCCAUUAUAACGACUCCCAAGCGAAAAGAGGAGGAAUCUGCUGCCAUUAUCCAGAGGGCUUUCAGGAUGUAUCUCCUUCACCAAGCAGCGAAAGAAGUCUGUCAGGAAACCUGCAACAGCCCCCCCUUGGAACGCAUACAUGAGGAGGAAGGUGGGUUUGCAGUCACACUUAGUGAAAACGAAGACAGUCAGUCAAGUAACUCCCACAGCCCAUCUCCCGUAUCUAUUCCUCCAUCUUACAGUAAUGUCACAGGCACCACUAAUGACAUUAUUCAAGUGACGAUCACAGACACUAGUGAACCCAAGUGAUUUACAGUUCGCUAUUUUUCUUGUUGCAAUACAAUUUUCCAGGAAGUGUAACACUACAAAAAUAUUUCCAUCAUUAUAGCCACCUUUAUUUAACACUUUUAACUGUGAAGCUUUCCCAUUUGUGUAUCCUCUUGAUGCUCUUAGCAGGAAUAAAUAUUGCAACUGGAAAGUCUUCAAUAAUAAUUAAAGGAGAAAAGAUGUGUACUUUUACUGCUUAGCUUUAUUAACUGAUUAGUUAGCAUGUUAUUUUGGUAGCUGUUGGGGCCACCAUCAAAAAACAUGAGCCAUGGACUCCUCUUUAUCUAUGAAUGCUUUGUGGUUACUCCCCCCCCCCUUUAUUCAAAAAUACAUUUUGGGACCAGGAAAGAGUCCAGUUGCCCAGAAUAGUUUAUCAUGAGACAUGGGCCUUGUGGUGCAACAUGGCUACAACAAAUUGUCAGAUUCAGCUCCUUUGCAGAGAGAGACAAAGCAAAGGUGACCUGUAGCCAGUAAAAGCUGGUCUUCUAAUUUUACAGACUGGCUAGUAAACCAUACCUGGAGGUUUUUGUACAGAUCAAGGAGCGUCACCUGACUUGCUCUAUUUUGUGACUGGUCUCUCCUGUUCAUUAUUUGGCCAGAGCUUGCUGAUAGUGCACAGAUUCAAUCCCUGAAUGACAUCCUUCAGGUAACCAGUUCAAGAUAUGUUGUGGUUGUUUAAAACUGUUUUAAAUAAGUAUCAGAGAAGGCAUGGUGAGUCAAUCCAUUUGAGUCUAAAUUAAUUCUUAUUGAAUAUAUCAUGGCUGCCCCUCCCAUUACAUGCCCACACAUGGAAGUAAUUUUUAUACUAUGUAACUGUUAAAUUGUGUGUGGGAAAUUAUAAUUCCUGCAAAACACUACAGCAAUCACGUAUUUCUACUCAUACAAGUCAGGCUGCAUAUAUUCACACAAUGUUUUAAAGUAAGUGGGAUUACUUACAUCAAUGUGAUACAUAUGUACACAUACUGCACAAGUAAGCAAACAAAUGUACCUGCCUAAUGUAUAUUAUAAAAUGAUAUUUCACAAACUAUAGCAAUUAAAU
This is a messenger RNA of Podarcis raffonei (Aeolian wall lizard), 10515 nucleotides long. RefSeq names its product sodium channel protein type 5 subunit alpha-like. Bases 4422 to 9458 code for a protein of 1678 amino acids. Gene Ontology annotation, biological process: neuronal action potential; membrane depolarization during action potential; sodium ion transmembrane transport. Gene Ontology annotation, cellular component: axon; voltage-gated sodium channel complex; plasma membrane. NCBI's taxonomy places the organism in Eukaryota, Metazoa, Chordata, Lepidosauria, Squamata, Lacertidae. The record is from RefSeq and is a predicted model, not a curated record. Gene Ontology annotation, molecular function: voltage-gated sodium channel activity. The transcript has 26 exons.